Molecule: messenger RNA, 2685 nt
Organism: Neltuma alba
Lineage: Eukaryota; Viridiplantae; Streptophyta; Magnoliopsida; Fabales; Fabaceae
Product: probable galacturonosyltransferase 13
Exons: 6
Coding region: 393-1997 (534 amino acids)
Molecular function (GO): polygalacturonate 4-alpha-galacturonosyltransferase activity
Source: RefSeq, a predicted model, not a curated record
CUUUCUUCUCUCUCUCUCUCUCCCCCCCGACUGCCCGCUCCUGAUCCUCUCUGCGCUUCCCCCGCUUGAUCUAUGGGAGAGGAACUCCAUUGUAACCCAGAAAUUGGAAGUGUUUGAUUGAUUCUGUGAAACUGGUUUGCUAAACGCCCAAUGCGGUCUUCCAGAAGGCCACAGAAAGGCACAGAUUUGAGCAGAACUCGGAUUAAUAGAUCUAAAUUUUACUUGCAAUCCCGGACUCUAUCGCAGGGGCAUUGCCGGUGGUUUAUUGGGGCAUGUGGAAUUGGAUCUGAUGGUGUGUGUAUUGAUGCUAUGGCUGUCGAUAGAUAUAGUAAGUUGCGGCGACUCUGCUAGGGUUGUUGUGGACGGCAACGACCGGAGCUGCGUACACGACGAUGCAGCUUCGCUUCUCGCCUAGCAUGCGAAGCAUCACGAUAUCGAGCAACAAUGGCUUUAUUGACUUGAUGAAGGUCAAGGUCGCAGCUCGCCACAUUUCUUAUCGAACCCUCUUCCACACCAUCCUCAUCCUUGCGUUCUUGUUGCCAUUUGUUUUCAUUCUCACUGCAGUUGUUACCCUUGAAGGUGUCAACAAGUGCUCCUCAUUUGGCUGUUUGGGCAGGCGGUUAGGACCCAGGCUUCUUGGUAGGGUUGAUGACUCAGGGGAGAAAUUGGUUAGAGAUUUUUACAAGAUCCUUAAGGAAGUCAGGAGUGGGGAAAUUCCAGAUGGUCUAAAGCUGCCAGAUUCCUUUGAACAACUGGUUUCUGAUGUGAAGAACAAUCAAUAUGAUGCUAAGACAUUUGCAUUUUUGUUAAGAGGAAUGAUGGAGAAAUUUGAAAGAGAUAUCAGAGAGUCCAAGUUUGCAGAGUUAAUGAACAAGCACAUUGCAGCAAGUUCAAUCCCUAAAGGGAUUCAUUGUCUAUCAUUGCGUUUGACUGAUGAAUAUUCCUCAAAUGCUCAUGCACGCAAACAACUUCCACCUCCAGAGUUACUUCCUCUACUGUCUGACAACUCCUACCACCAUUUUAUUGUGUCAACCGAUAACAUUUUAGCUGCCUCAGUAGUUGUUACUUCCACUGUCCAGUCAUCGUUGAACCCUGACAAGAUAGUCUUCCAUGUCAUCACAGAUAAGAAAACUUAUGCAGGCAUGCACUCAUGGUUUGCACUUAAUCCUGCCUACCCUGCUAUAGUUGAAGUCAAAGGUAUUCACCAGUUUGACUGGUUAACUAGAGAAAAUGUUCCAGUACUUGAAGCUGUGGAAAAUCAAAAUGGGAUCAGAAAUUACUACCAUGGGAAUCAUGUUGCAGGAGCCAAUCUCAGUGAUACAACUCCACGCACUUUUGCUUCAAAAUUGAUGUCUCGAAGUCCAAAGUACAUAUCAUUACUCAACCAUCUCCGAAUAUACUUACCAGAGCUUUUCCCAAACCUUGACAAGGUCGUCUUUCUAGAUGAUGAUGUGGUAAUUCAGCGUGACUUGUCUCAACUUUGGGAAAUUGAUCUAGAAGGAAAAGUUAACGGAGCUGUUGAAACCUGCAGAGGUGAAGAUGAAUGGGUUAUGUCUAAGCGUUUUAGAAAUUACUUUAAUUUUUCCCACCCCCUUAUUGCAAAGCAUUUGGACCCCAAUGAGUGUGCAUGGGCUUACGGCAUGAAUAUCUUUGAUCUGCGCGCAUGGAGAAAAACAGACAUAAAAGAGACAUACCAUUCCUGGCUUAAAGAGAAUCUGAAGUCUAACCUGACCAUGUGGAAGCUUGGGACCUUACCGCCUGCUUUAAUUGCAUUUAAAGGUCACGUUCACCCAAUUGAUCCCUCCUGGCACAUGCUUGGCUUGGGAUAUCAGAAUAAAACAAAUAUUGAGAGUGUAAAGAAGGCUGCAGUUAUCCACUACAAUGGGCAGUCGAAACCCUGGUUGGAAAUUGGCUUUGAACAUCUCCGGCCAUUUUGGACCAAGUAUGUCAAUUAUUCUACUGAUUUUGUCAGGAAUUGUCAUAUCCUGGAACCAUAGUCAGUUUACGAGAAGAGCGUUGGUGUGAACAACGGCAGACACCGAAGAGACAAGUUAAAAAGGUUUCAUCUAAAUUUUUCUGGCUUGAGCUUUUCUUCAAGAUGAAUUUGGGAAGUCAAAGGUUUGGUUGAAAUGGCAAAACGAUAUAAAAUUGUGGGUGGAUUUGCUGCCAUCCCCUAUAUUUUUGCAAAUUUUAUCAUCCUGGAAUGGCCCUGAGAAUCACUUUUCAGUCUUGUGACAAAAAAAUUGAACCUAUAUUUUUGCUUGAUGAAAGGAUGAAAUAGUUUUGGUCUUCACUGGGGGCGCCUGUAUUAAGGAUUGCUUAGUGAAGAACUUCACAGAAAAUAAACUGAACGCUGCAGAUGAAAGAUACGCUCCAAGUCAUCAUAUUAGUUGGGGCAAGGAUCAGAACUGAGACAGUUAUUAGGCUACGAAAUUCCGCCACUAGUACAGCGAUUUCCCCUUGAUUUUUUAGUUGUUUAAUUUUUAUUAGUACCACAUUUUAUACCCCAUCCUUUUAAAUUUUGAUAUGAUGAUAUGAUAAAUUGUAGGCGUAGUUCUUGAGAUUGCCUUGGCACAAAUGCAUUGAAUUUCGAAACUGUUAGUAUUGGUAUUCGUUUUGUACUAUUACCACACAUUGGAAAUGUGCAGAAUUUUCUCCCCUUCUUAUAUGUGUUAUGGAUGAAAA